AAUCUCCGUAUCAGUACUGAAAAUUUUCGCACGGCGUAGAGGCCGUGGAGGAAUUGCACCGCGCCGCAGGAUCGUUACGCGGAUACUGCUACUCGUCGUCGUCGUCGUCGUCGUCGUUUACCCUACUAGAUCAAGUUCAGUUUCUUCUUCCAUUCGUUCCAUCUGUAUUCAGAUCAGUCCGUACUUAUGUGUGCAUCACGCUGGAUCAUUAAGAAAACACGAUUCGUCGCCACGAACGGAAUAGGAGUUGACAUCCUUCGUUGCUUGCUUAGUUAACUUGACGCAAGCUCGCCGGGACAUCGAUCCAUUUCCCCGAUGGCAGAUCACGACAACAUUUACGACGACGAGGAGCUAGUAUCAGGGAAUCCAAAUCAAAGGAACUGGCGUGGGAUUCUGAUAGCUCUACUUGUGAUUGUUGCGGUCCUAGCUUUGAUUGUGACAUCAGUUGCCUUAUUAACACCACCAGACGAAGGUCCAAGAGUAAGAGGUGCCAAAUUAAAACUUUCCGAGAGAGGAAACAUAUUCCAGGUGCUUUCCGGGGAAUUAAAGCCUCUAUUCUUCAAUGGGUCAUGGGUAAGCGGGCAACACAUUUGCUACAGAGAUGUGUGGGGCGGUAUUUCGUUGUUACAUAUUUCUUCAACGAAUGUCACGUCGCACAGCUUAAUGCCCAAUGAAACUUUCAGAAUACUGAACCCGGCUAAAUUCUCAUUGUCACCGGAUCGUAAUUAUUUGCUUCUCGCGCACGACGUCAAAAAGCUCUUCCGAUAUUCUUAUUUAGCACAGUACACCGUUUAUGACGUGAACACACGAGAAACUAUUCGACUGACCCCAUAUCCGGAGAGGGACGUUCAUCCCUAUCUUUUAUUGGCGCAAUGGGCUCCACGUGGUCAGGGAUUAGUUAUGGUUCAAGAUUAUGAUAUUUAUUAUAUACCAAGUCCUAAGAGCAAUACAGGUCAUCGAGUUACCGAUACCGCGGUCCCUGGUAUUUUAUCAAAUGGAUUACCAGACUGGCUUUACGAAGAGGAGAUCUUGCAUCGCGCGGAAGCGAUUUGGAUGUCACCGGAUGGCCACAUGAUGUUAUACGCUUCGUUUAAUGACUCGCUCGUCGAGGAAAUGCAUAUAUCUUGGUUUGGAGAAGGCCAGAAAGCUUUGUACCCCGAUAUAAGAUCUUUACGUUAUCCUAAGCCAGGAACACCGAAUCCCGUGGUGAAACUUUAUGUAGCGGACUUGGUAGACCCUAAAAACAUUCGUACAAAAGCAGUGAAACCACCACCUAGCAUCGAGCACGCAGAACAUUACUUUACGACGGCUUCUUGGGUGUCAUUAACGGAAGUCUGCAUAACGUGGCUGACCCGUUCGCAAAAUCUUUCCGUCGUAACGAUUUGCAAGAGUCCUUCAUGGCGUUGCCAGGAGAUUCAAAAGAUAUCAGCUGAAGAUCGUGGGUGGGUGGACAGCCCAUCCGAGUCGCCCAUCUUUUCAGCGAACGGUAGCAGUUACAUUACUAUAAGUCCAAUAAAGGACGGCCCUGCCGGUUAUUACAAACAUAUUGUAUGGGUGAACGUCGCACAAAAGUUAGUCGUCCCGCUUACUCACGGGAAGUUCGAGGUCGCCGAAAUAGUCGCAUGGGAUCAUGCUAAUCACACCAUAUACUUUAUAGGUAUUCCGCCUAUGCGGCCGGGCCAGAGGCACCUCUAUUACGUGAGCUCGUUGUUACCGCACGUGGGCUCGUCUUUGCAUCCCGCGGUUUGCGUUACUUGCACCACGGAAACGUCGGACAAAGUUCCAAAGGAGCAUCGUACGUCUCCGACCGGGCAUCACAGCGCUUGGCCUGACACGCACGAUCACGAAGCGCAGACCGAAGCACAAAACGCGGAUGACAAGCGUCAAAAGGAGAACGUCUCGAAGAAACAAAAAUCGAAAGCGUACACUCCGCCAAAUUUCACUGAUCAGCCUUGCCAGUAUCACAAAGCUAUCUUCCCGCCGGAUGCUACCGACUAUUUUGUAUUAGAAUGUUACGGACCCGGCAUACCGACUGUUGCCAUUUAUAAAACUGAAUUUCCCAGGCCACGUCUCAUCUAUCUUUUACAAAACAAUACAGCGUUACGUGAACGAGUGGCCAAGCUCGCGCUUCCGCAAGUUAAAACGUUUCCGGUUCAAAUCAGCGGUGGAUAUAACGCACAAGUGAAACUGUAUUUGCCACCUGGAUUAAGAGAGGAUGAAAUCACUCGAUACCCCUUAAUCGUACAAGUAUACGGUGCGCCGGGUUCGCAGUUGGUGACGGAAAUGUUCAAAAUCGACUGGAACACGUAUCUGGCUAGCAGGAAAAAUAUGAUCGUAGCACAGAUCGACGGCAGAGGCAGCGGAGGUCAAGGCUACAAGUUCCUUCACGAAGUUUAUUAUAGGCUCGGAUCGGUGGAAGUGGCCGAUCAACUCGAGGUCACUGAGUAUCUGCGGGACUCGUUGCAUUUCGUGGAUAAACAACGCGUCGCCGUUUGGGGAUGGAGCUAUGGAGGGUUCGUCGCUGCUCUCGCGCUGGCGCAUCCUGAGCAAGACGUCUUUCAAUGCGGUAUAAGCGUAGCGCCUGUUGUCUCGUGGAAGCUCUACGAUUCAGCUUACGCAGAAAGGUACAUGGGGCUACCAGAUGUCGUGUCGAAUUAUAAGGGGUACGCCGAGUCAGACGUCUACGAUAAAGUGGAUCACUUAAGAAACAAAAUGUUUUAUUUAGUGCACGGCACUGCAGAUGAUAACGUCCAAUUUCAACAGUCCAUGGCACUCGCGCAUCAUCUCGUUACGAAAAACAUACUCUUCCGUCAACAGGUUUAUCCAGAUGUGAGUCAUACGUUAGCGGGUGUUAAAACUCACCUUUACUUGUCGAUGGCUCAAUUUUUGGACGACUGUUUCCAAAAACAAGUACCUGCUGAAACAAAAGCUGGUCUCAUUAGCGGUGGAUCUAGUCUGUAGUUGUACAUAAUGUGAUCUAAUUCAACAUUCUCGUGGGAAUUCCAAACACAGAAAGGUUACAUCUGAACAUCUCCGAAUUGUGUUCCGUUCCAUUUAGGAGAAAAACGAUUUUCCGUUAUUUUGUAUAUUGAUUGGAUAUUCUAAGGAAAGGAUACAAGUAGGUGAAAUUACGUUUGUUAUAUUCUAAACGAAAAUUCUAUGUCUUUCAAUGUCUUUCAAAUCUAAAUGAAUGAAAGUGAUAAAUUCUGACAUUAUAUACAUAUACAUCGUCAUACUUACAUAAGACAAAGAUAUAAUAUUUUUGUUGUAAAUCUUGUAAGAAGAGCAAUUCAUAUUUUUUACAUAUGAUAUUAUGUAAGCGGUUGUUUAAGUUCGGUACAUUAUAUCGCGAAAUUUCGGUAUAUUCAUCUCGGAUAUUUUCUCGAAAAAGACUAUCUUUAUUCGACAUCGUGAUUGUUGUCGAAAUCUUCAUCAACGUUCUUCGCAUUUUGCAUAAUCGCGUCCUCUUUCUAUCACUGAGUUCACGUUUGAUUGUACGAUUUCGUUUAUUUAAUAUGCAUAUGAAAUGUAUAUAGAUGCAUAUAAAACUCGUGUAAAAAUGUAAUAUGAAUGAAGAAGAGAAAAUAAAGUUCGAACCAAAGAGAUAAAUGACAGAGGUAAAGGGAUGUAUAUCAUUUAUUGUAUUUUGAACGUAGAGUUUUAUAAAUGUGUAAUAGCUUUUAUUCAUUUAGAUGUCGAUCCUUCUUCUACCAAGUAGAAAAGGUUGAAUAUAAUUCUCAAAUAAUUUUAUUGCGAUAAUGUUACAUAAGACGUUCUUUGUAAUUACAACAGAAAAAUUAUCGGAACGAGGUAAAGAGGCAAUUAAUUUUAUUCAUCGAACCAAGCGAUGAAAGUAUAAUUGAAAUUAUUUUAAACAAGAUCAGAUCAAGAUUUCUAGAAUUUUUUUUUAAUAAUGUUCACAGUCUCGAAAAGAUGAAGCAUUUUCUUAACAAUGGUAUCCUAGCCCCUCUUUCCCUUAAUCCGUACUUGUUCGUAGUUAACAAACCAAGUACGUAUAAAAAUCAAUACAGCUAAGCUUAAUCUUUAAUACAUAUUUCUCAGAUCUCCUCAUCACACGAAACAGACGUUUCACUCAAGUUUCAUGCAAUUUCUUUAACAUAACAUACAUAUACAUCAUAGAUCUAUAAUCCUUUAUACCGAGGAGAGAUUACUGAAAAAUGGCAGCCUAACUUCACCCCGACUGUGUUUGAGCCCCAUCGGGCACCACUCGGUGUCCCAACGAUUACACGAGCACUGCCACUCUUUAGUAGCAUCUCCUCGGUGUCCUUUAUAACGAUUCAUUCGUUACGAUUAACCAUUUGUAAACGGUAUUAGACAAAUUCGAGGAACAAUAAAAAGUUUUUUAAGAAUAAUGUUUAAGGAUCACCGGUAAACGAGUCACAGGUAUAUACCGCUUUACCUGAACUGAAAUAAUUGAUAACUUUGCUUGGAAACUUCCGUAGUAGCUAAAUACAGAAAUCUCUCGAGAAACGUCGAGGGGUAUUGUUCAAUAGUCUGAAAUCGAUUUGACGAUCUUCUUAUUCGAGCACCUACCGAGAUGCAGUAGCAUGUGGUUUUUAAGGUUCGUCGGUUUGCUGAAACCGCGGCUACAGAUAUGGCACCUAAAUGGCCAUAGCCCAUUAUGCACGUACAUAUGACUCUUGAGAUCUCCCGGCGUUGGGAACGACUUCGAACAUUGUGAACACUUGUGCGGUUUUUCCUGAAACAUAAAAGCACUCUUCGCAGUUCUCAAUAGACUAUAAUAGAAACGAUAAAGCUUGUCAAAUUUUACAAUCUAUUUUCUGUAAGUUGCAAACUUCCUAUAGUACAAACUACUGUAAUUAAAUAAAAAUACUGUUUAAAAACUCGACCACUGUAAUGACUAUAAUUAAGAAUAUAAUUGCUAUUCGUUAUAAUCGCUAUGUAAAAUAUGUAUUUGAAAAGCAUAAUUCGUCACUCGGUGACAUCAUGAAAUACAGAAAUAAAAUUAAAA
Ceratina calcarata is the source of this 4993-nucleotide messenger RNA. RefSeq names its product Dipeptidyl peptidase 10 (gene Dpp10). The coding region runs from base 316 to 2961 and encodes 881 amino acids. NCBI's taxonomy places the organism in Eukaryota, Metazoa, Arthropoda, Insecta, Hymenoptera, Apidae. The record is from RefSeq and is a predicted model, not a curated record. Gene Ontology annotation, molecular function: serine-type peptidase activity; dipeptidyl-peptidase activity. Gene Ontology annotation, biological process: proteolysis. Gene Ontology annotation, cellular component: plasma membrane. The transcript has 16 exons.